This is a messenger RNA of Nerophis ophidion (straightnose pipefish), 5009 nucleotides long. RefSeq names its product dynein axonemal intermediate chain 4 (gene dnai4). Gene Ontology annotation, biological process: cilium movement. The coding region runs from base 36 to 2489 and encodes 817 amino acids. NCBI's taxonomy places the organism in Eukaryota, Metazoa, Chordata, Actinopteri, Syngnathiformes, Syngnathidae. Gene Ontology annotation, cellular component: axonemal dynein complex. Gene Ontology annotation, molecular function: dynein light chain binding; dynein heavy chain binding. The record is from RefSeq and is a predicted model, not a curated record. The transcript is spliced from 17 exons.
ACAAGAUAAGUCCACUUACAACACAACUAGGUUGCAUGUUUGUUUUAAACAAACCACCACAAAAGACAGAAAAGAUGAGGAAAAACAGCUCUACCCUAACCGCCUCCUCCAGAGCGAUGAAGAAUUCCACUUCGGGGAUGCAGCGACACUUCCAGAGCUCCAGAUACACAGGCAGCUUCACGGGGUUCCCAAGCCGAAAAGGCUCCCGGAUGAUGUCGGACAGCAGAGCCACGGGAAGGAGCAACGUUCACAGGAAAGCCAUUCGGGUGCUGGAUGAGAAUGGCUAUGACGUCACACCUCGGCCACUUCUCCAACCUGAGGUUAGGGACCCGCACUCCAAACCAAUCAGAUACAUUUUCGAAGACCUCUUCUCCAGAUGGGACACGUCGAAAUCGUCUUCCUUCUCCAACGUGGCCUCUUCUGGAUCAUUUAUGUGGAGCAGCAGACCCCCCAGCAUGUCCACCAAGAACUCAAUGACCAUCCACAGUGGAGACAUCGCUUUCAAGUUGGAGAGCAUCCCGCAAUCCGAGGCAAAGCGACAGGCGGCCCCUGUGGGUCAACAUAUGUUGGAGGAGACCACUUCGGACGAAGUGGUCAACAUCUACCUGACUGAGACGGACACCAUCACACUUCUGGACCUUCUCAGCACCUGUGUGUCGGAGGAGGCUGACGACGCACAAGCUAUUAAGGAGAGCAACCUCCUCUACAUCGAGCAGUGCAACAACAAAAUGGGCAACGACAAAUACAUUGCUCGGGCGGUGCAGACGUUCGUCGGAGCGUCGAAAGACAAAAAAAUCCAGAGCGAAAAGAUUUUUAUGCAGGAUGAAGGUAGCAUGGCCACCAUUUGGGAUAUCUAUGACUCAUUCCAAAUUGAAGCUACUACUAAAACAGAGAAGGCUUCUGACAGCGCCAUGGCGGUCAAAAAGGGUCAAGGGACCAAUGAGGGAGAGAGCUACAGCACCGCCAGCACAGCAAACACAGGAAGGACGGUCAGCACCAGAAGCUCCCUGUUUGCCAUAAAGAUACAAGGCGAUGCUUUGAGCGACGAGCUGGACCCUCAGCUUAUCCUGCAGUCCGAGAGCUUCCAGGGUAACCUGUUCAUCAUGGAGCGCUGCAUCGCCGCUAACAUCUUCCAGCCCAAACUGGCGUCUUACAGAGAACUGGCCGUCAUGCAAGACCCCACGUCCGUGAGCCAACCUGACUCUGAGGAGCCCACAGAGGAGAAGGAGGAGGAUGAGUAUGAAGAGGGAAUGAAGGCGGUGGAGGAAGAAAAGAAGGAGGAGGAGAAAGAGGAGGAGGAGAAAGAGGAGGAGGAGGAGACUGAGGAGAAAGUGGAGGAAGAGGAAGAGAGGCCAGAUCUGGAACAUCUCUGGACCUUUUGCUGUGAGCUCACCAAAGGGCGCAAGAUCACCAGCAUGGCUUGGAACAAGGAGAACCCGGACCUGCUGGCAGUGGGCUAUGGUGACUACAGUAGUUGGAAACCAGGACUGAUCUGCUGCUGGUCCAUAAAAAACCUCAUGUGGCCGGAGCGCGUUUACCCCUGUCACAGUAGCGUCACGGCGCUGGACUUCUCUUCCUGCAAACCUGACAAACUGGCAGUGGGGAUGUUCGAUGGCACCGUCGCCAUUUUCAGCGUGCGUAGCCAAGACCAGUCCACAUAUCUGGCCAGCAGCAGGGACUGCAUCAAAAAGCACGUCCACCCCGUGUGGCACAUCACCUGGGCCAAACAGGAAAUGAAAUUUUCCGACGAGGAGAUUGUGGAAUCCGUGGUGUCUGUGUCAGAGGACGGUCACGUCAUCAAGUGGCUCCUGUGCAGCAGCGGUCUGGACGGCAUAGACAUGCUGGAGCUGAGGAGAAUCCAAGAUGGCUUCAAGAAGUCGGAUGGGAACAAAAGAAAGAAAGAAGAUAUUCUGGUGUCCACGGCAACGCCUGGUCUUUGUCUGGAUUUUCAUCCCACGGAUCCUACCAUCUACCUGGCCGGCACGUGUGAAGGCGUCAUCCAUAAGUGCUCCGUCUCCAACCAUCAUCACUACCUGGCUAUUUAUCAGAAACACCUGUGCUCUGUGAACUCCGUCGAAUGGUCCCCGUUCAGUCCCGACCUGUUCCUGAGCUGCUCGUCGGACUGGACCAUCCUGCUGUGGAAGGAGGACUGCCUGAUGCCCGUGAUAGGCUUCACCUCAAUCCAGACUCCCGUGCUGUCUGCCAGGUGGUCCCCGCUUUGGCCGUCCGUCUUCGCCGCCAUCAACGAGCAACAGCUGGAGAUCUGGGACAUGAACGCAUCUCUGCAGGACCCGGUUAUUGUGCAAGAGGCAGCACCGGGCAUCCACAUCACCACCCUGCUUUUCGCCAAAGGGACGGACUGCGUCGUGGUCGGAGACACAAGUGGAAAAGUGACCUUCUACAAGAUCAAGAACCUGAGUGUAGGCCCCGGCAAGAAGGUGCCAAAUCUGGAGGAUCUGAUUCACUUCGGCGACUCCAGCUCGAGUUGAUAUUUUAUAUGUGACCUAUGCAGUGUGCCGCAACCAUACAACCUGAUGUGAUCCAGAACAAAAAUGCCGCCUUUCCAAAGAUAAUAUCGCUACAUUCAGACUUAAAAAAAAAACAUUCUUAUUUUGUGUCACACUGUGAGCUAUUGUGGCGGUAAACAAGAGGGAGACAAAUGUUUGUACAGUGCAGGAAUGUGCAGCCUGGCUAACGUGAUUAUUCAUGGCUGACAGCGCUUCCUUUCACUGCGAGCAAGGCAGCUGCUCUGUCUACUCAUCACAAACACACUUGUCCUUGCAUUCCGCAGCUAAACUAUUUCAAACCCAGACGCAUGGAAAACAUAAACUUGUACGGUUGAACGCCUUACAGCCCGUCAAAGUUUCCAAAAAAAAUGUUUCACGUUUUACAAACCCCAAAACCAGUGAAGUUGGCACGUUGUGUACAUCGUAAAUAAAAAUAAAAUACAUUGAUUUGCAAAUCAUUUUCAACCUUUAUUCAAUUGACUAGACUGCAAAGAUAAGACACUUAACGUUAGAACUGGAAAAAAAAUGUUUUUGCAAAUAUUAGCUGAUAUCGAAUGUGAUGCCUUCAAUAUGUUUUGAAAAAGCUGGCACACAAGGCAAAAAAGACAGAGAAAGUUGAGGAAUGCUCAUCAAAUACCUACUUGGAACAUCCCACAGGUGAACAGACUAAUUGGGAACAGCUGGGUGCCAUGAUUGGGUAUAAAAGCAGCUUCCAUGAAAUGCUCUGUCAUUCACAAACAAGGAUGGGGCGAGGGUCACCACUUUGUGAACAAAUGCUUGAGCAAAUUGUCGAGCAGUUUAACAACAACAUUUCUCAACGAGCUAUUACAGGGAAUUUAGGGAUUUCACCAUCUACGGUGUGUAAUAUCAUCAAAAGGUUCAGAGAAUCUGGAGAAAUCACUGCACGUAACAUUGAAUGCCCGUUACCGUUGAUCCCUCAGGCGGUACUGCAUCAAAAAUUGACAUCAGUGUGUAAAGGAUACCACCAAACGGGCUCAGGAUCACUACAGAAAACCAUUGUCAGUAACUACAGUUCGUCGCGACAUCUGUAAGUGCAAGUUAAAACUCUACUAUGCAAAGCCAAAGCCAUUCAUCAACAACACCCAGAAAUGCCGCCAGCUUCGCUGGGCCCGAGCUCAUCUAAGAUGGACUGAUGCAAAGUGAAAAAGUGUUCCGUGGUCUGACGAGUCCACAUUUCAAAUUGUUUUGGAAACUCUGGAUGACCAAAGAGGGAAAGAACCAUCCGGACUGUUAUUGGUGCAAAGUUCAAAAGCCAGCAUCUAUGACGGUAUGGGGGUGUAUUAGUGCCCAGGGCAUGGGUAACUUGCACAUCUGUGAAGGCACUAUUAAUGCUAAAAGGUACAUACAGGUUUUGGAGCAACAUGUUUCCAUCAACGCAACAUCUUUUUCAGCAAGACAAUGCCAACCCACAUUCUGCACGUGUUACAACAGCGUGGCUUCGUAGUUAAAGAGUGGGUACUAGACAGGCCUGCCUGUAGUCCAGACCUGUCUCCCAUUGAAAAUGUGCGGCGCAAUAUGAAACCUAAAAUACGACAACGGAGACCCCGGACUGUUGAACAACUUAAGCUGUACAUCAAGCAAGAAUGGGAAAUAAUUUCAAACAGUGGUCUCCUCAGUUCCCUAACAUUUACUGAGUGUUGUUAAAAGGAAAGGCCAUGUAACACAGUGGUAAAAAUACUCCUGUGCCAACUUUUUUGCAAUGUGUUCCUACCAUUAAAUUCUAAGUUAAGGAUUAUUUGCAAAAAAAAAUAUGUUUCUCAGUUCCAACAUUAAAUAUAUUGUCUUUGCAGUGUAUUCAAUUGAAUAUAAAUUGAAAAGGAUUUGCAAAUCAUUGUAUUCUUUUAUUUACAAUUUACACAACAUGCCAACAUCACUGUUUUGGGUUUUGUAUAUUCUGGACCUCUAAGCCAGUAUGAGCUGAGUUGGUACACCAAGUACUUUGAUUUGGUUAUUUAGAGUUCAUCUGUUUGUUUGACACAAAGCAACACUGGUUGUGUUAUGUUAGCUGCCUAUCUAAGCCCUGACUGGUUAGCGGACAAAGGACUUGGUUAUCCCUGACUAUUUAUAGAGUCAAUUUGUUUUCUGAGAGAUGCUGUAAAGAUGCAGACUUUCAUGUCAUUCCGAGCCGCUACCUUUCUGUGCACUUUUUAGCUGCCAUGGCUGAUUGGACUCUGCUUUUUAUAGGCAAAGGACUUAGAUUUGUUAAUGCUGUGACUUUAGAAUGUAACGAUAAUAACAUUUCAUAUCAUGGCUUUUGUGACCAAAGUUGUUACGAUUAAAAUGAUUAUGGUAUUCUUGGAUGUGCUCAAAAGGUACUUAAACACACACUGACAUCUUUUUACCGAAUUGUAUUUUUUAAUUGUUAGUGUGUCUUGCAUUUAUGUUUGGUUGUAAGCUAGCAAGCGAUUAGCCUGCAAGUGACUUCUCUCAGAAAUGAGCAGUGUCACUCAUAUAGAUGUGACAUUUGUGAACGAACUGAGU